UUGUAGUACUAUCCGAACAAUACUAUGAAAUAGAUAAGCCUCUUGACAUACAUGAUUAUGAUAGCAAUAAAAUAGAAUUAGUUGUCUGUUCUAGCUAUUUACUUUUGAAUCAAGUUAUUAACAAUAUUGAUAUUGAAG
This is a messenger RNA of Dentiscutata heterogama, 138 nucleotides long. The record is from the annotation of a GenBank genome assembly. NCBI's taxonomy places the organism in Eukaryota, Fungi, Glomeromycota, Glomeromycetes, Diversisporales, Gigasporaceae.